UUUCCGUGUGCAGUAACAGGCAAUACACAGCGCGACUAUGGAUUAAUUAAAACCCCGAGACACGGCUUUUAAGCACACAGGAGAUCAUUUCAGCUUCACUUGUGGAUUCGUCGAGAGUGACAGAGUUUACUCUAAAACUGUGUUGUUGUUUUUUUAACAGGAUAGCCGUCUUUCUAGCUUGAACACCCGGCAGCCGGCUAGGCGUUAGCAGGCACGCUAGGACAAAUUAGCAUUAUCUCCUCUCCAUUGUUGACUUGUUGCCAACGACAUCAUUCUCAUCGGGAGAGAACCAUUAAUGCGUUUUAUUUUUCUCUUAACUGGAAGAGGUGCGCCGUUAACACACGGUAACUGUAAUACACCUCCUUGAGUUUAUAGUUUUUUAAAAUUCCCCCUUUUCCGUUUAUCUGUCGACGAAAUGGACGAAGAGCUGGACUUAAGUCAUAUUAUUCAGUAAAUAACAUUUACACGUCAGCUGGUUGGAACCACAGCUUCUUCCUCUUCUUGCUGAUCGAGUGUUUGGCCGACUAACCACCGGCCUUGAAUUCGGGAAGAAGACGUUUUAAAUUUACAGCAAAACUUGAAUUUGGAAACUCUUCUCAACAGUGAAGGAUGAAUGGCCUCUCCAUAAGUGAGCUAUGUGGCCUGUUCUGCUGCCCGCCUUGUCCCAGCCGUAUUGCAGCCAAGCUAGCCUUCCUGCCACCAGAGCCCACGUACACCUUCAUCCCAGACCCAGACCCAGGCGACAAUGCACCAGGGGCGACGAUGGCAUCGAGCCUGCGGACGAGAAGUGGCGUGGCCGUCGCUGGUAGUGUCGUGUCAGAGGGAAGAUGGAAACUUCAUCUGACAGAGCGUGCUGAGUUUCAGUACUCGCAGAGGGAGCUCGACAACAUUGAGGUGGUGCUUGCUCAAUCCAGCCGAGGGAACAAAGUCGGCUGCAUGUACAUCCGCUGUGCUCCUAGUUCCAGAUUCACAGUGCUGUUUUCCCACGGUAAUGCCGUGGACCUGGGCCAGAUGAGCAGCUUCUACAUCGGCCUCGGCACACGCAUCAACUGUAACAUCUUCUCCUACGACUACUCGGGCUACGGUGUCAGUAGUGGGAAGCCCUCUGAGAAAGAUCUCUAUACGGACAUCGACGCCGCAUGGCACACCCUACGCACACGGUAUGGUGUCAGCCCAGAGAACAUCAUCCUGUACGGACAGAGCAUCGGUACAGUUCCCACUGUGGACUUGGCUUCCCGGUAUGAGUGUGCUGCUGUGGUCCUUCAUUCGCCAUUAACGUCUGGCAUGAGGGUGGCUUUUCCCGACACAAAGAAGACCUACUGUUUUGACGCUUUCCCAAACAUCGAGAAAGUGUCCAAAAUCACAACCCCGGUGCUCAUCAUCCACGGGACGGAAGACGAAGUGAUCGACUUCUCCCACGGCCUGGCUCUGUUCGAGCGCUGCCCCAAGGCUGUGGAACCCCUCUGGGUGGAGGGGGCCGGACACAACGACAUUGAACUGUACAGUCAGUACCUGGAACGCCUACGACGCUUUAUAGGACAAGAACUCACCUUGCCACACACCUGACGGCAUGAUUUUUAUUUUGUCAUGGCUCCAAGAACUCCACCAGCUGCUAGAUUCUCUUUUUCCAAUGGUGUUAGGGAUUUUCAUAUUACGGUAAUACAUUGUAUAAACAGCAUCACAACAAGUUUAUUUUAUGAAGGCUUUGGUUUGCUUUGCUUGUUCUCUCGGGGGGAAGAAAGAACUUUUUUCACAUAAAUAUGACUUGUUUCUCCUAAGAUAAUGACUUUUUCUGGAAAGAGUUUGACUUUAUUGUCAAACUGAUAUAAACUAUAGACUUUUAAGACAAAAUACUUUUUUCCCUCAAGAAAAAGUCCAACUUUAUUUCUUCAAAAACAUGAUUAUUUUUUAUUAUUUUUUAAAUAUUUAUGUUAUAUAUUUCUUGGAGAAAAACAUAUUUACAUUUUUUUUUAGUUUUUUUCUUUUAAAAAAUCUUUUUUUUUUUUUUUUUUUUUACAUUUUUCCUGAAAAUGUCACUUUUUUCCUUAAUAUUAUCUUGGAUAUGAAUUUCUUAUUCAUAUUUUAUUCAUGCAAGGUUUAAUAUGCUUUAAGGUUUUGACUUUCUUGGGGAAAAAAUCCCCGAAGCACCUUUUGGGGCAAAAACAUGACUGUUUAUGGAAGAUUAAAUUAAAAAAAGAAAAAUAUGACUAUUCUCAUAUUAGGAUCUUCUCUGAAUAAAUACAGUGGUUCUUUUUUUCCCUCAGGAAAAAGCAUCAGACUGAAGUCUAUUCUGGUCACCUACUUUACCAGUCAGAAGUUCUGACUCACUUUCUCAUCCAGUAGCAUGAGUAAGUGUAUCCAAAUUCUGACCGGUACUGUAUAUGUAUUGGAAAAACUGUUAAGAUACGUUUAAUAAUUGUUCUAUUCAUGUUUCUCAGGUUACAAUAUCAAGAUGUUUUAGCAUCAUAGCUGUCAGGGAAUAUUGGCGCCCUCAAGUGUCUGCAACAUCAACUGCAGUUAUGGAAAAGACUUCAAGUCUUCUACCUCAAAACUGUCUUUUCUUAAUCUUUGUCUGACAGCCAGUUUUAUUAUUAUUAUUUUUUUAUUUGAUUUUUUUGUCCUGUCCAGCCAUUCGGGCAGAGAGUAUUGUUGAUCUAAAUGCCCUUACAUGCUAAACUGAUUUGCUCUGCCAGGGAAAAGUGUGAGAUACUCUUCCCCUGUUAUAUAGAUUGGAGACUCUAAAUUGUUCAUAUGUAUGAAUGUGAGUGUGAAUGGUUGUUUGUCUAUAUGUGGCCUGCGAUUGGCUGGCGACCAGUCCAGGCUGUACCCCGCCUGUCGCCCGAAGUCAGCUGGGAUAGGCUCCAGCAUGCCCUCGCGACCCUAAAGAGGAGAAGAAAAUGGAUAGAUUGGUUUAUUGUUAUGCAAAUAUGGAGCGUGACAGCCAGUUUUAAAGUCCAGGACAGUUGAGUUAUGUUAUGAAUGUGAAUUAAAUACAUAUAAUUGAAGUUAUUGUUCUUUUCAGAGGUAAAGUUUAUUAUUAUUGUUCUUUUUAACACUCCACAUUGUGCACACAAUGAAUGCUGCAAUACUUUUUAAAGCUGCUUUUUGGUGCAGGGAGCUUGUACAGACGUUAAAGCCCUCCACUAAAAUCUCAGAAUAGUGUGGUUUAUUUUCUAGUUUGCACUGAUUCUCAUCUACAUUUUGACAUUUUUGUCACUGCAUUUGCGUACAAGCUAAUAAAAGAUCAUG
This is a messenger RNA of Dunckerocampus dactyliophorus (ringed pipefish), 3249 nucleotides long. RefSeq names its product abhydrolase domain containing 17A, depalmitoylase b (gene abhd17ab). Gene Ontology annotation, cellular component: plasma membrane; endosome membrane. Bases 610 to 1566 code for a protein of 318 amino acids. The transcript is spliced from 5 exons. The record is from RefSeq and is a predicted model, not a curated record. Gene Ontology annotation, molecular function: palmitoyl-(protein) hydrolase activity. Gene Ontology annotation, biological process: protein depalmitoylation. NCBI's taxonomy places the organism in Eukaryota, Metazoa, Chordata, Actinopteri, Syngnathiformes, Syngnathidae.